GUAGAUAGUUGGAUGAAGGAGGACGAUAAAAAUGUUGCAGUUAUUCAUUGUAAAGCAGGUAAAGGUAGAACUGGUCUAAUGAUUUGUUGUUGGUUAAUGUAUUGCGGUAUGUGGAAAAACACAGAAGAUUCAUUACGUUUCUAUGCAGCACUUCGUACCUAUAAUCAAAAAGGUGUCACAAUUCCAUCUCAAAUUAGAUAUGUUCAUUACUUUGGUAAAUCAAUAAGAGAAAAUAUCAAAUAUGUUCCUCGUACUGUAUUAUUAAAAAAAAUCGUCCUCAAACCACUUCCAAAAGAAAUUAACCUGUCAGAGAUUCAAUUCAAUAUUUCAGUUGGCAAGACAUCUGUUUUUACCUCUAAAGACUCUGUUAAUGUUAUCAUUCACAAAACCGAAAAAAAAAAGAAAGAAAAGAGCCCAAAGGAAUCAAAAAAAGAUAAAAAAGAUAAAAAAUUAUCAAAAGAAAACAGCGAAGCCAAAUUGGAACAUUCCCCAUCAAUGCAAUCAGUUAAUGGUGGUGCCUCACUUAGCAGUAGUACAAAUAACGCCGGUAUGAACACAAUUAGUAGUCAAACUCUCUCACAGUUAGGUGGUAGCCAAUUUAGUUUAAGUGAUUUAGCUGGCGAUGCUUCAAUCAUCGAAGAAUAUAUAGCUUUUGAAAUUGGUAGCCUUCCAUUAUUGGGUGAUAUUAGAAUCGAGUUCACUGACAAAAAUGGUGAUCGUAUGUUUAUGUUUUGGAUCAAUACUUCAUUUGUACAACAACACGAAAGCAUUCCAAAGAUUGGUCUCGAUAAAGCUCAUAAAGAUAAAAAUCAUAAAUCAUAUCCAGAAGACUUCCAUGUUGAACUAUUUUUUGAACAAUUAGAACCAUCACAUACUACAGUUGUUGCCUCAGCUGAGGAACAUUUUCAACAAUACCCACACUCUUCAAACAAUGUAGCAACCUCUUCAUCACAUAAUGAAAUUUUAGAUAAUACAAAUAAUUCUUCACCACAAUCAAAUAUAAAUAAUAAUAAUAGUAAUAAUAUAAGUUUAAAUAGCAGUAAUAAUAAUAUAUCUUUAUCAUCAUCACAAGUUAAACCAAUUGUUGAAACUGAUACUGAAAAAAAAAUAGAUGAACCAACUGUUGUAGAAAAUCAGGAACAAGUACCACCAACAACUAAAGUUGAAGCUGAAAAAGUUGAAAAUAGUAAUGCCAGUGCAAAUGAUAGCGAAACAUCUUCUGAUACAUCAAGUAAUAACUCUAACUAAAAUUUCAAAAAAAAAAAAAAAAAAAAAAAAAAUAAUCAAUAAUCAAUAAUCAAAUUAAUAACAAUAACAAUAAUAAUAAUAAUAAUAAUAAUAUAAACAUAAUAUAAUUGUAUUUUUUAUAAACUUAAAUUUAAUUCUCACUUUUUUUUUUUAUAUUUAGAAAAAAAAUAAAAAAAAAAAGAAUAUUUAAUUUUUUUUCUUAUUUAUU
This is a messenger RNA of Dictyostelium purpureum, 1456 nucleotides long. RefSeq lists its product as uncharacterized. Gene Ontology annotation, molecular function: protein tyrosine phosphatase activity; phosphatidylinositol-3,4,5-trisphosphate 3-phosphatase activity. Gene Ontology annotation, biological process: negative regulation of cell population proliferation; phosphatidylinositol dephosphorylation; regulation of phosphatidylinositol 3-kinase/protein kinase B signal transduction. Bases 13 to 1248 code for a protein of 411 amino acids. The transcript has a single exon. Gene Ontology annotation, cellular component: cytosol; cell projection; plasma membrane. The record is from RefSeq and is a predicted model, not a curated record. NCBI's taxonomy places the organism in Eukaryota, Evosea, Eumycetozoa, Dictyosteliales, Dictyosteliaceae.